Messenger RNA from Myxozyma melibiosi, 2010 nucleotides. Its product is annotated as putative cytochrome P450 alkane hydroxylase. The record is from RefSeq and is a predicted model, not a curated record. NCBI's taxonomy places the organism in Eukaryota, Fungi, Ascomycota, Lipomycetes, Lipomycetales, Lipomycetaceae. The transcript has a single exon. Gene Ontology annotation, molecular function: oxidoreductase activity, acting on paired donors, with incorporation or reduction of molecular oxygen; heme binding; monooxygenase activity. Bases 384 to 1931 code for a protein of 515 amino acids.
UCAACGGUGCACCUGCGAACCACGGACUGGGAUUGACUGCUGCUGCUGCUGCUGCUGCUAUCAACGCCUCUACUAACAGCAAUAACAUGGAUCUACGGCACCUUCUUCUAUCAAACCUGCCGAGGUUGAGUCCGACAGCUUACGAGCCCUGCGCUGGGACCGAGGCACAGACCGAGGUGGCUGACGGAGGCUCGUAGGCAGCCAGCAGCCAGCAGCCACUGUUAUCUUUCUCUUCCUCCUCCCCAAAUCUGGAAAAGACUCAACAGUCUCAACAUCGCCGUGGCUCCGACAGCCUCUUCUUAAGCCUCCGCUCUUCCUGUUUCUUCUCCUGUCUCUUCUGUCUAUCUUCUCCUGUCUCUGUCAAACAAUAUCUCCAUCCAAAAAUGGACCACCGCAUCAUCGUCCUCCUCGCUGCCUUCGUGCUCUACCGCAUCCUCGCGCGUAUCCAGCAGAAACUCGCUCUUGCUAAACUAGCCCGCGAACGAGGUGCCCAACCCGCCCCCUGGUUCCCCUCCGACGUCGUCGGCCUCUCGACUUUCAAAGCCCUCACCGCCGCCGCAAAAGAAGGCACCACCCUCGAUCUCUCCGACCGCUGGUACAAGGAGCACAGCAAGACCUUCUGGAAGCGCACCCUCAUGUCCGAUGUCAUCAACACCUGCGACCCCGACAACAUCCGCGCAAUGCUGGCGACCCAGUUCGAGGACUUCGAGCAGGCCACCACCGGCGCGUACGGCAUCCUCCUCGGCCGCGGCAUCUUCACCGCAAACGGCGCUACCUGGAGUCACACGCGCUCGCUCCUGCGACCCCAAUUCACGAGACAGCAGGUCGUUGCCGAUCUUGCGUCGUCGAUGGAGGUCCACGUCAAGAACUUUAUGGAGUGGGUGCGCGAGGCCGACGGCAUGCCGCUCGAGAUGCACGAUAUGUUUUCAAAGCUCACGCUCGAUGCCUCGACCGACUUUUUGUUUGGCGAGUCGCUCGACAGUCUCGUCAAGAACAAACCUGACUCGCACAUGGAUGAUUUUAGAGAACAGUUCUCGUCCGCGUUCAGGAUCGCUCAGGAGGGACUACACAAGCGUGUUAUUGCCCAGGGUCUCUACUUCCUUGUGCGUCCAAAGCAGUUGACGGACGCGAUCAAGACCGUGCACGCGUUCGUCGAUUACUACGUGCAGAAAUCGCUUGAACACAACAAGAACGAGAAAGGUGAGACCGACGACACCCGCUACGUCUUCCUCCGUGAGCUCGCAAAGGAUACCCAGGACCCCAUCGAGUUGCGCGACAACAUGCUCAGCGUCAUCCUCGCCGGUCGCGAUACCACUGCCUCGCUCCUAACCUGGACGUUUUACCUACUUGCCAGACACCCCGACAUUGCCGCCAAACUGCGCGAGGAGAUCCUCGCCACGUACGGUCCUGCUGGCGACAGCAAGCCCGUCACUUUCGAGACCCUGAAAGGCAUGGUCUACCUCCGCGGCGUCAUCAACGAGGCCCUGCGUCUGUUCCCGCCCGUGCCGCUCAACAUGCGUCGCGCAAACAAAGACACCACUCUCCCACGCGGCGGCGGCCCCGACGGCCUAUCGCCCAUCGUUCUUCCCGCUGGCACCACCGUCGUCUACUCUGUCGGCGCCAUGCACCGCCGACCAGAGUACUUUGGUGCCGACGCGCUCGAGUUCAAGCCCGAGCGCUGGUCAACCGGCAAGUCAUGGACAUGGGAAUUCUUGCCCUUCAACGGCGGCCCGCGCAUCUGCUUGGGUCAGCAGUACGCCUUGACUGAGGCCGGCUACGUCAUUGUCAGACUGCUGCAGGAGUAUGAUACGGUCGAGAACGCCGACAGUGUCGAGAAGGACGCGAGAAAUGGGGGCAUGCCGUAUAGACAUAUGGCGAUGACUAUGUGGAAUAACUCAGGUGUCAACGUUAUUUUCAAGAACUCAAAGUGAUCCCUGUUGCUGUUUUAUUGCUGAAUUGCUCGAAUUGUCGAUGCCUUUACAUGAUCCUAUCGACGCGUUAUAGACUACA